CUUGAGGGAGGUGGCUUCGCAUUUACAGUUGCCACAGCACAGCUCGCAUCUUUUACUUGUGUGCCUCACGCGCGCUCGAGCGCACAUUCCGCCUGUCCACGAGCGACUUUAGCGAGAACUACUGAGCGCGCACGCUUCACGUCACCCGAGACCCAUUUCAGUUGCUCGUUUGAGCUUUAUUCGGCACUAAAGCAGUACUUUAUAAAACAGGGCAUGAUGACUAGGAGGAACGGAGGAAUUCUCCCUUCAGCGUCUUGAGUGGAGAUUCAGCUUUGAAUGAAACGGUCUGCAAAAUUACCUGCCAAACGCGCAGAUGUGUCGAGCUUUGAGGGAAUAGUGCAGUUUAAUCAACAAACUUCUGUUUGCUUUGACUGACAUUGACACGCCAUGGCAUCAGUGUCGUGGAGACACGCGCUUUUCUUCUUGGUGGUUGUGAACCUGUCUGUGUUAACGAUGGCAUGCAGCAGUCACUAUGGAAAUGCCAUUGAGGAGUUCUGCCUGGCCAAGUUCAAGCUGGACAUGGAGGUUCUCGAUCAGCACCAGUGGUGCAGCUGGGAGGACACUGUUGAGUCCUAUGGAGAACUGACCAACUGCACGUUCCUCGUGGCUCUGAAGAUGAACUGUUUCUGGCCCAACCAAAUGGUGGAUGAAUUCUUCAUCCGGGUGCACAGGCACUACUUCCAUGACUGUUCAUUGUCUGGACGGCUGCUUCACGACCCACCCAAUCGGAUCUUGGGGCCUUUUAUCGUGGUGCCCAUUCUGGUGACGCUACUCAUGACUGCUUUAGUGGUGUGGAGGAGUAAACGCAGUGAGGGAAUCGUAUAAGUCUAUAACAGCUAACCAAGAACCUCCACACUGAACAACAGAGAAGGUGAUAUUUCACAGACUGCAAACACUAAGAAAGACUUGUUUCUCAUAUAUUGAAACGCUUAUAGUGAACACUGUCACUGUGUUAUCUACAAACAGAUAACAUACAAGUCAUUUAUAUGGACAAAAACUUUAAGCACAAUUUCUUUUAAGUAGUUUUCAACUAAAUGUUUCGUCAUGCCAGCAUUUUGUCAGUUAAACAGAUCUCCAAUCUGGAUGCAAGUCAUUAUCAUGAUGAUGGAUAAGUGUCAACUUGAAUGGGUAAACACCAAUCUAAAGGAAGGACACUGUUAUUCCCAUGUGUUUGACGAACCUAUGUGAACACUGGACUCAAUCACUUUGUGACACCUCAAUGUAUUUCACACUCGUAGAUGUGCUUUGUGCCAAAUUAUGACAUUCGUAGCAUGACAUUCAUGAUUAAUAUUAUUUUGUAGUUUUUAAAAAUAAGAAAAGAGGGCUACAACCAUGAACAUGCCAAUAUAUUAAUGAUCCCUAAAAAAAAAAAAAUCAAUUGAUAAUUGUAUUUAUAUGCUCCAAAGUGAACAACUCCAUUAGAUAUUUGGCCAAAAUGCUUUGGCCAAAGCAUCGCACAUAUCCCUCAAAGACAAUUUUAUGAAGAUUUUGGGAAGCUGUGAGAAAUUGAUUUCAUUCAAUACUGAAAAGUACCAAUAAAAAGUUCUAAUUGCAAUCCAAGUAAAAGUUGACUAUUUUGACUAAUGGACACAAUAUGUGGAUUAUAUAUUCAGUUACUUAAAAAAUAAUAAUAAUAAUAAUUGCACUGAUAAUAAAAUCUAUGUGCAUUUAUAUAAAUAUACCACAAAUGUCAUCUCAAUUAAGUUUGUACAAAUGUAUGGCACUUAUGAAGCUUUAAAGAUAACCAUACAAAAACUCCAAAUGACUUGACUAUUGUUCAACACCAUCUGGGUUUUUUACUUUUAAUGCUUAACAUCAUAAGGGACAAUGUACUACCUGCAUUACAUUUAAUGUUUUAAAUUGCUCAAAUUCCAAAAGUAUUUGUUCAGUUUGCCUUUAUCAAAAUCUUGUGAAACCCCAGUUGGGUAACUGCCUAAAAGAGUAGAUGUCUGCUGUGUAGGCAACAGACAGUCAUGUAGCUUUUGUACUGAUAGUGGCUAUCAGAUACUAUUAGAAGCAGUGAACUGAGAGACUUACUGCAUUUAUUUGGUGUCUCUUAACUCACAGCUUCAUGAGGUCAUGUCAAGGGAAAUUAUUUUCUUUCUUUAGUGGAGAGCAACCCGGGCUAAGAAGCUUGCAGCAUUUGUCAAGGAAUAAUUCUUGUAUUAGCACUAAAAUGAUGUUUUUAUUUACAUGGGUCUGCUAUUAUUUAUUUUUAUUUUUUGUAUAUCUGAGUAUCUCUGGAGCUCUGUGUCCACAGUUAGUGGAUUAAAAGCCUGUGGUUUUCACCUGCCUGUGGCGAACUGGACAGCAGCACAGAAACACCAGAUGUCCCUAAUGUCAGCUGAAUUUCAAAGCCUCUGAUUUCUGCUUAAGUUAUAAUAAAGCCAUUUGCCCUCGA
Messenger RNA from Megalobrama amblycephala (Wuchang bream), 2401 nucleotides. It is a transcript of the gene ramp1, whose product is annotated as receptor activity modifying protein 1. The record is from RefSeq and is a predicted model, not a curated record. Gene Ontology annotation, molecular function: coreceptor activity. Gene Ontology annotation, biological process: calcium ion transport; cellular response to hormone stimulus; protein localization to plasma membrane. Lineage: Eukaryota; Metazoa; Chordata; Actinopteri; Cypriniformes; Xenocyprididae. Gene Ontology annotation, cellular component: membrane; signaling receptor complex; cell surface. The transcript is spliced from 3 exons. The coding region runs from base 388 to 825 and encodes 145 amino acids.